Apus apus (common swift) is the source of this 2580-nucleotide messenger RNA. RefSeq names its product ring finger protein 19B (gene RNF19B). Gene Ontology annotation, cellular component: ubiquitin ligase complex; cytoplasm. The transcript has 9 exons. Gene Ontology annotation, molecular function: ubiquitin protein ligase activity; zinc ion binding; ubiquitin conjugating enzyme binding. The coding region runs from base 50 to 2227 and encodes 725 amino acids. The record is from RefSeq and is a predicted model, not a curated record. Gene Ontology annotation, biological process: ubiquitin-dependent protein catabolic process; positive regulation of proteasomal ubiquitin-dependent protein catabolic process; protein polyubiquitination. NCBI's taxonomy places the organism in Eukaryota, Metazoa, Chordata, Aves, Apodiformes, Apodidae.
AACCACCCUCGGCGGAACCACCCUCGGACAUCGCUGCUGACCAGCGGCCAUGGGCUCCGAGCGGGACUCCGAGUCGCCGCGCUCUUCCUCCAUCCACUCGGCCGCCGCCAAGUGCCCCAAGCCCGGCCGCCGCCGCCGCCUCUCCUUCCAGAGCGUCUUCUCCGCUGCCGCCGCCUCCGCCGCCGGCGGCCGCCGCCGCGCCAAAGCCGAACCGCCUCCCGCCACCCCCCCGCCGCCUCCUGCCGCCCCGCCGGCCCCGCCGCCUCCGCCGCCGCCGCCUCCGCCGCCCCCUGAGGAAUCGCCGGUGGUCCCGGAGGGUGGGAGCGAAGAGGAGCUGGAGUGUCCGCUGUGCCUGGUGCGGCAGCCGGCGGAGAACGCCCCGCGGCUGCUGUCGUGCCCGCACCGGUCGUGCGGGGCCUGCCUGCGGCAGUACCUCCGCAUCGAGAUCACCGAGUCCCGCGUCAACAUCUGCUGCCCCGAGUGCAGCGAGCGCCUCAACCCCGCCGACAUCCGCCGCCUGCUCCGCGAUUCCCCGCACCUCGUCGCCAAGUACGAGGAGUUCAUGCUGCGCCGCUGCCUCGCCGCCGACCCCGACUGCCGCUGGUGCCCGGCCCCCGACUGCGGUUACGCCGUGAUCGCCUACGGCUGUGCCAGCUGCCCCAAGCUGACCUGUGAGAGGGAUGGCUGCCAGACAGAGUUCUGCUACCACUGCAAGCAGAUCUGGCACCCCAACCAGACGUGUGACAUGGCGCGGCAGCAGCGGGCUCAGGCGCUCCGCGUGCGGACCAAGCACACCUCGGGCCUCAGCUACGGGCAGGAGUCUGGCCCAGCUGAUGACAUCAAGCCAUGCCCACGGUGCAGUGCUUACAUCAUCAAGAUGAACGACGGGAGCUGCAACCACAUGACGUGCGCCGUGUGCGGCUGCGAGUUCUGCUGGCUCUGCAUGAAGGAGAUCUCGGACCUGCAUUACCUCAGCCCCUCUGGCUGUACAUUCUGGGGCAAAAAGCCAUGGAGUCGUAAAAAAAAGAUCCUGUGGCAGCUGGGGACGUUGAUCGGCGCUCCCGUGGGCAUCUCCCUCAUUGCUGGCAUUGCCAUUCCUGCCAUGGUCAUUGGCAUCCCGGUGUACGUGGGGAGGAAGAUCCACAGCAGGUAUGAGGGAAAGAAGACCUCGAAGCACAAGAGGAACUUGGCAAUUACUGGUGGGGUCACCCUGUCUGUCAUUGCCUCUCCAGUCAUUGCUGCUGUCAGUGUUGGUAUUGGAGUUCCCAUCAUGCUGGCCUAUGUCUACGGCGUGGUGCCCAUCUCGCUGUGCCGGGGCGGUGGCUGCGGGGUCAGCACAGCCAACGGGAAAGGGGUGAAAAUCGAGUUUGACGAAGAUGAUGGACCCAUCACAGUGGCCGACGCCUGGCGAGCCCUGAAGAACCCCAGCAUCGGGGAGAGCAGCAUCGAGGGGCUGACCAGUGUGCUGAGCACCAGUGGGAGCCCCACCGACGGGCUCAGCGUCAUGCAGGGCAACUACAGCGAGACCGCCAGCUUCGCUGCCCUCUCGGGGGGCACCCUGAGCGGGGGGGUCCUCUCAGGGGGCAAGGGCAAGUACAGCAGACUGGAAGUUCAGGCAGAUGUCCAGAAGGAGAUCUUCCCCAAAGACUCGGUCAGCUUGGGGGCCAUCAGUGACAAUGCCAGCACUCGAGCCAUGGCUGGUUCCAUCAUCAGCUCCUACAACCCCCAGGACAGGGAGUGCAAUAACAUGGAGAUCCAGGUGGACAUCGAAGCCAAACCAAGUCACUACCAACUGGCCAGUGGCAGCAGCACAGAGGAUUCCCUGCACGUCCACACCCAAAUGGCAGAGAAUGAGGAAGAGGAGGAGGAAGAGCAGGAGCAGCUGUGCCAGCACCAAAUCUGUGAGCAAAGGGACUGUGUUGCCAGCAAAACCUGGGACAUCACCCUGGCCCAGCCCGAGAGCAUAAGGAGCGACCUGGAGAGCUCGGACAGUCAGUCGGACGACGUGCCCGACAUCCCCUCGGACGAGUGCAGCUCCCCCUGCUCUCAGACUGCAGCAGCCUGUCCCCAGCCUGUCCCCAGCAGCCCCCAGCCCCUCCCCAGCCCCCAGACCCCCAGAGCGAGAGGUGCCGAGAGCCCAAGUGCCCACCUGAGCCACUGUGCCCAAGCUGAGGGCUGCAGGCUGGACGAGAUGGUCAAACUGGAGUGCAUCGAAGCCCGAGUAUGAAGGGGCCUCCUGCUGAGAAGCACACUUGGUUUCAUUGCAUUUUUAGUUUUCUGGGGGAGGGGAGGGCCCAGGGCUGUGUCCAUGUUGGCUUCUGUUGUUCUCCAGCUGGUUCCCCAGCCUGGCCUGGGGGAGCUGCUGUUUCUUACGUGACAAAAAAGGGGAAAAAAAAAAAAAAAAAAAGAGGAAAAAAAACCCAAACCCAACAAAAUAAUCCCCCACCCUCAUUUUGUUUUAAUUUAUUGAUUCAAGCUCUGUGAGGUGUGUAAGAGUGUAAAUAUGUACGUGUGUCUGUACGUCUGCAAACAUCCCAAGGGACUAUUUGAAUAAAGACUCUCGUUGUCAUUCGACUCGCA